AUGGAGAGGCCUGCGAAGCGACUGAAGAUUACGGACCCUGAUGUACGAAACCCGCGGGACACAGGUUCGAGAAUGACGGAAGGACUGUUUACCUCAGAACUCGGGAUGAGGGGCGAUGAUACAGACCACAAUGUUCAGCCGACUCGGACCAUUAGCUUGUCUGAUUUUCAAAGACAAAACGUGUUCGGCAGCUACCAGCACGCCCCUCGACCUAUUCUACCUCGCAGAAAUGCUGGAAUCUACUUAUUGCCCAGAGCUCCUGAUGCUACUGUUACAGCCAGCGUCGUGCAAGUCAAUGUAAACGACGGCACGAGUACCUCCAAAAUUACCGAAGUCACUGUGGCUACAACUGGUACUGUUGUCUCCUUAUCAGAGGUUGGCACACUGACUACUGCGGUCUCAGUAACUAUACCUGGAAUCUCAAAUAGUACCAGCGUCCAGGGAAGCUCCACAGACUCAUCCCAAACGAUCACAACUCCAACAUCUGUGGAUACGUCAACGAUUACCUCCACACUCAGUUCUGGGCCAAUAAAUGGUACGACAUCGUUCUUGGACACGACUAGGACCACGGAACGGACUGUAACGGUGACAGCCACUUCGACCUUCGAGCUGUCGCUGAUCAACGGUAGCAUCAUUGCCACAGACUCACGUUUCGGCGCAAGUCCCACAGGCGGGACCAACGUGGGCACUACAGGGACCAGCAGCGGCACUUCGAGGACGUUUUACUUUGGCGACCUCACCUCGACACCUUCACCAUCGUCUGACAGCCCUACAUCCGGUUCGGCCGGUGCUUCGUCGGGUUACUUCACUGACGGAGCGGGCGCUGGCGCGACUGGUUCUCCGACAGCCACAACCGAUUCAGCAGCUACAUCGAGUGCUGGAUCAGGUUCGGGUAGUGGCGGAGGCGGAGGAGGAAGUCUGACACCAACUCAGCAGCAAGUGGUGGGAGGUGUUGUUGGAGGUGUGGCUGGUGUUGCACUUACGCUAGUCAUCAUCCUUUUUCUCCUUCGCUGGUACCGCCGUCGACUAAAGGCACGAGGCCAACUUCCUGAGCAAAUUGCCGCUCGUGAGCUAACAACCGGGGGUGGCAGUAGCGGUGGUGAGGCAUACCCCAUGUCACAGCGUUCCUCAACGACCCCUCUCACAGCUGCUGUGGCUCACGGGCUGAAGCGUCUUCGACCUCGCAGCAGUCAAACCCUAGGCACUACUGGCACUGGUACCACAGACACCAGCGUCCCAGAAUCGGAACGGGGCUUUCAACGUAUCGCCGGUCGCAAGAUUGCCCCUGUGUUGAGCAGCGGGGGUGACCCCUACGGAGGCAACUUUGGUGCUUUCGAGAAGGACGCUGGUAUAGGUCCCUCAGACGUGCCACAGAUCCCCGAAAGAGGGCUUUCGGGGGCCUCGUUCUAUCAGGACAACCGUGGCUUCUACGGCGGAAAGGGCACACCAACACCACCACAGAUGCCUUCGUCGCCAACAACCGCCACCACAAAUGCUAGGACGGGAGACUUGUCCACGCCCGCUGAAACCACGUCGAGUACGAGAGACUUUGCAGAGCCGCAUGCGCCAUCAGUGCUUAAUAGCAGCCAGAUAUCCUUGACCACACCCAGCCGACCCGAAGGGUUUGCAGUUAUGCGGCCCAGUCCCGCCCGAACUCCGGUCACUCUCAGUCCCGCUGCGAGCUCCAUCCGGUUACCCAUCCAACAGCCACCAAGCAUGGACGAAGAUGCUCCUCCGUUGCCGCCGAUGCUGCGAGAUGGAGUCGGUCGCAGCUUGGCUAGCCAGGACGGAAGCCGAGUAAGCAGGAGCAGUGGACGGAGUGCCGGGCGGUUUACUGAGAAUAUGUGA
Cladophialophora psammophila CBS 110553 is the source of this 1848-nucleotide messenger RNA. RefSeq lists its product as uncharacterized. The record is from RefSeq and is a predicted model, not a curated record. Lineage: Eukaryota; Fungi; Ascomycota; Eurotiomycetes; Chaetothyriales; Herpotrichiellaceae. The transcript has a single exon. Bases 1 to 1848 code for a protein of 615 amino acids.